CCCUGUGUUAUAGUGGAAGCAAAAAAUGAGGUGCAUUUAUUACAGUUAGGGCAAAGACUCAAGGGAACUCUAGGAUAUUCAGUGUCAGGCUCUCUGAAACCCUGUUUUCUUCCCCAUGCAGCGGCCCUCCAGGCACUGAAGCGCAAGAAGAGGUAUGAAAAGCAGCUGGCGCAGAUCGAUGGCACACUAUCAACCAUCGAGUUUCAGCGGGAGGCCCUGGAGAAUGCCAAUACCAACACCGAGGUGCUCAAGAACAUGGGCUAUGCUGCUAAGGCCAUGAAGGCUGCCCACGACAACAUGGACAUCGAUAAAGUUGAUGAGUUAAUGCAGGACAUUGCUGACCAGCAAGAACUUGCAGAGGAGAUUUCAACAGCUAUUUCAAAGCCUGUAGGAUUUGGAGAAGAGUUUGAUGAGGAUGAGCUCAUGGCAGAAUUAGAAGAACUAGAACAGGAGGAACUAGACAAGAAUUUGCUGGAAAUCAGUGGACCCGAAACAGUCCCUCUACCAAAUGUUCCCUCUGUAACCUUACCAUCAAAACCCACCAAGAAGAAGGAAGAGGAAGAGGAUGACAUGAAGGAAUUGGAGAACUGGGCUGGAUCCAUGUAACUGGUCCAGUGCGGGCUGGGCCCAGACAGACUCUGGUGGCCUGUGCAGCGGGCAGGCGUGUGCGUGUGUGGGGCAGGCAGGACAUGGUGCAGGCAGGUUCCAUCGCUCCUGAGUCUCCCUCCAAAUCAGUAGGGCCGCAUCACUGCUCACUCUGCAUAGCAUGGUCUG
This is a messenger RNA of Ailuropoda melanoleuca (giant panda), 774 nucleotides long. Its product is annotated as charged multivesicular body protein 4b-like. The record is from RefSeq and is a predicted model, not a curated record. The transcript is spliced from 4 exons. NCBI's taxonomy places the organism in Eukaryota, Metazoa, Chordata, Mammalia, Carnivora, Ursidae. Gene Ontology annotation, cellular component: cytoplasmic side of plasma membrane; multivesicular body; ESCRT III complex. The annotation marks the transcript as partial. Gene Ontology annotation, biological process: late endosome to vacuole transport via multivesicular body sorting pathway; vesicle budding from membrane.